AGUAUUACUUGAAACGCACAGCGAAGUGUUUUGCUAGAAUUAUUAGUGGUUGAAAGCUCUUGUGUUGAGUUGAUUUAAAUGCGACCCGCUGGGGAAAGGAAGUAUUACUAGGAAAUGAAGCGUGAAAUAUAGCAACGGAGUUAUUCAUCCGAACCACAGAUCAAUUACUGUUGACAGCUGUUCCCUGGUAACGGAUGUAAACAAGCAUAAACAGCGAAGGCUACUCGUCUACCCGGUUGAAACACAAAACAAACGCACGCGUGACAAUCACUCUCUCAUCUACCAAACGCAGUGGUGCAGAAAAGCCUUAAAGAAACAGUCGCUCAUCUCACAAAGAAAACAGAGGAAACUCUAUUUUAUCGUAAGCCGCUAUGGGUUGUUCUUCAAGCGCACAGGCGCGAAACGUUGAGAGAACUCCGCAACCAGUUCAGGUCGCUGCUGCUCAAACGGCCGCGAACCAAGGAGGAUCUGAGAUGUCACCCCAAGCAAACGUCGCUCCCACGAAACCCGUGAAGAUCGAAAGUACAACAACUGCAGAAAAUAACCAGGUGGUAAAUGAUCAGAAAGAUGCCCCAAGCACAGAGCAACCAACUCAAGUAGAUGGUAAACCACAAAGUUCCGUUCCCGAGAAAGCGAGCGAGAACGAACCGCGAGAAGAUCCUCUCGGUGAAGAAUCGAGACCUGAAGUAGUGGAGGAAUCUCAACAAGAAGUUGUACAAGGAAAGAAAGACGAACAAGUUAAACCACAGGAAGAGGAGGCGAACAAAGACAAAGGAGGAGAACAGAGUGGAUCAGGCGAAGAAAGCACGGCUCCCAGUAAAGACGAAGAACAAACUCAGCAACCGGCUGAGAGUGAAGUGAACGCCGAGGCCGCAGCGGAAAGCAGCGGUAGUGAUAAACCUGAUGUUCAGCAAGUAGAGGAGCAGAAUGAAGCUAUGAAAACAGAGGCGCAAGAAGGAACUGAAAGAGAACCAGAAGUAGCAAAGGAAGGUGAAGAGGCGGCUGCACAAGUGGACGGAGAAACGCCAUCACAAGCAGAAAACGCAGAAGAGAUGCCAGCUGCUGCUGAUCAAACACAGCAAUCGCAACCCGCAGCCGAAGAAUCUAAACCUGCGGAGGAAGAAUCACAACCAGCGGCCGAGGAAACAAAACCUGAGGAACAAGAAGCGCAACCUGCGCCUGAAGAAGCGAAUCCUGCGGCCGAAGAAGCGAAGCCCGCUGCCGAAGAUUCGAAUCUUGCGGCUGAGGAAUCAAAUCCCGCAGAUGGAGAACCUCAAGCCGACGAACAGCAAGCAGCUGAAGAACCGCAAAAAAGCGAAGAAGCGACACCGCAAGAGGAAACACCGGCUAGUGAGGACAGUUAAGAAUGUAUUGGGUUCCCGUAAAAACAGUGAACGCCUAUCAUUUCACGUAAUUUUACAGUCUGGAACUGUACACAAAAUCCUUGUCCACGUAGGUUCUUAAGGUGGACAACUCUAUCCAGUGGUUAAAUUUCUAUCUUGUGGAUAGUGUAGUACGUUUUGUAAGCACUUAUCCGCUGGAUAAAGAUUUAUCUGCUGGACAGCUUUAUCUAUCGUUCGAAAAACUGGGUUCUGAAGCAUGACCCUUUUUACCAUAAAGGUUUUACGUAUCUAUGUAUUCAGAGACACAGGCCUUGAGAAGAUCUGUUGAAUCUGAAUCAGUAAUUACAGCUUUUAUCAUACACAAGGUUUACUUGAAUACAUAUCGGCAAAACAGUAAAUCGUCACUCUAGUAACACCAAACCUAAAAACAUUAAAAUCAAAAUAAAACACACAAAUCUAAGUUUAACGCAAGAUAAAAUACUAUGUAUUUAAAAGAGAAGGAAAGUUUUACCUUAUGAAAUAGAGCAAAAGAGAUUGAUAUUUUGUAAGUGUUGAGAAAUCUGAUAAACUGAAUAUGAUUAGAUCAUAAGACUUACGUAUCAAAAGAACCAGUAAUUUUCACUAUUUCUCGGUGCCUUACAAUUACUUCCCUAUGACAGAAGAUAAUAGUUUACACUAUAAAUAAGCUGAGGCAUGUGGAUAUGAAAAUUGAUUGUAAAUACUGAAGAAAGCAGAACUUGAUUUAUUUCUGUAGUAUAAUUGUACGUAGACUGUGAUUUUCUAGAGAGGAAAAUUAGUAACUCAUAUGUGUGAAGGUCUGGGUAAAACAUCGAUUUAGCUAAAAGAAAUCUUGAUCACUGAUGAUGCUAUAGUAUAGUUUGUAGUAGAUAACAUACUGACGAGUUUAAUGACAGGAAACAUUGUUCAAAUACUACAAUGAUUUUCUUAGAUGAUUUGUAAACAGCUGUGAAGAACAGUUUUUGACUCUUUCCGGUCAAGGUUUUCAAACUGUUGUAACUGUUUUUGUUAAAUGAAAUAAAACUCAGUUCUAUGUC
This is a messenger RNA of Pocillopora verrucosa, 2398 nucleotides long. RefSeq names its product brain acid soluble protein 1. The record is from RefSeq and is a predicted model, not a curated record. Lineage: Eukaryota; Metazoa; Cnidaria; Anthozoa; Scleractinia; Pocilloporidae.